UUUAUUCCUUUAAUUAGAUUUUAUCAAUUAACUUCAGAAGAUUUUCUUUUAAAAAUAUAUCCUUAUAAAUUUCUACUACCUGAUGAUUUGAUUGAUAAUGUACUUACAUUUCAUAUGGCACCAAGUAAAAAAUUAAAUAUUAAUAUAGAAUCUCCUAGAAAACCAAAACAUGUAUAUGAUUCUGUUAUAGUAGAGUCUCAACAUUUUGCCAUUUUCUCUAGUUGGAUUGAAAAGAAAAAUGACUCUUAUUAUACUGAAUCAAAUAUUCCUUAUAAAUUUAACUUACUCUAUCGUGCUAAUAGAGAUGGUAAUACACCUGCUACCUUUCAUGCUAAAUGUGAUAAUAAAGGAGCCACCAUAGUUAUAGUAAAAAUUCAAAAUUCGGAACAAAUAUUAGGUGGAUAUAAUCCACUCCUAUGGGAUCAAAGUAAUUCAUAUAAGAACACAACUGAUAGUUAUAUGUUUUCGUUUACAAAUAGAAAUGAUUUAAAAACAGCAAAAGUAGGUUAUAUUAUUAGUGCGCAUUAUAAUUAUGCUAUAUAUUGUAAUCAAAAUCAUGGACCAGUAUUUGGCGGUGGUUAUGACUUAUUACAAGAUAAUAAUGGUGACUGGAAAAGCAAUAAUUCAUACUCUUAUCCUAAAAUUGAUAUACCACAAGGUUAUAGUGUAUCAGGUUAUAAUAUUUUUUAUGUAGAGAAUUAUGAAGUUUUUCAGGUUACUAAAAAAUAAUGAAUUUUUAUUAAAAAGUCUUUGACACAUUGAAUCUGUGAUGUCACCAUCCUAUUUAUAAAGAAAAUUCAUU
Molecule: messenger RNA, 802 nt
Organism: Rhizophagus irregularis DAOM 181602=DAOM 197198
Lineage: Eukaryota; Fungi; Glomeromycota; Glomeromycetes; Glomerales; Glomeraceae
Molecular function (GO): protein binding
Source: RefSeq, a predicted model, not a curated record